Babesia ovata is the source of this 5697-nucleotide messenger RNA. Its product is annotated as Spectrin repeat superfamily Extracellular matrix-binding protein, putative. NCBI's taxonomy places the organism in Eukaryota, Apicomplexa, Aconoidasida, Piroplasmida, Babesiidae. The transcript is spliced from 2 exons. Bases 1 to 5697 code for a protein of 1898 amino acids. The record is from RefSeq and is a predicted model, not a curated record.
AUGGCGCCGAAGAAGCUGACGGACUGUCCGGAAAAUCUCCGGGAGUCCAUCGACUGGUUGAUCCAGGUUAAGCAUGGGAAUGGUGGUGGCCUUGAUAAGUUAGCUGAAGCUUUGAAAAAGUUGAUUGGUGAUGCCAUUAAAAAUGCAACUGAGAGUCUUGAAAAAAGGCAAAAAGAGCUUGAUUGCGCUGAAGAAUACUACUCUAAUUUUGCUGGCUCCCAUUGUCAAACGCUUCUUAAUGAUAUUGAUAAAGCCAAAAAAUCUGGAGAUGAAAAAGAAAUUUCAAAGGCUCAAUCCAACUACAAUGGCCAUUACUCCGAAGUACAUGGCUCUGACUCUAAAAGGGAUACAGCCAAGAAGGAUUUAAAGGAGCGGCAGGAGUCUCUUAACAAUCUUAAAAAAUCUCUUACAAUAUUUACUGAGGCAGGUGAGGAAUGCAAAAAUCUUUUAACAAAUCUCUGCGAUGGUCUCCAAACAUUCUUGGGGUACGAUGAGAAUUCCAAAGGCUACACCGGCUCCGGCAUCGUGUACUCGGACCUCGACAGGCUGUGCGACGGGGUGAUGGCGUUCUUGCACGGGGUGCUAGAGACUGUUAAGGGGGAUGAGAGUGUGACAAAAUAUGAUGUCCAUAAUUAUAUUAAUAGCGUAACUAAUAAAAUUAAAGGUUUUAUGCAUCAAUCACCAAGUAAGUUCAAUGAAGCGAUUUCUGCUGUUGCAGAUGCGCUUGGGAGGUGGGAUAGAGAUCUCGAUGAGAAAACAGAGGACGUAAAAAUGUUAUUUAAAAGACUUGAAACUGAUAGUUUUGUGGGACUUAAUAAAUCAUUUAGCGCACUUACCAGUUGUAGCCCGGCGGAUGUCGCCACUAUGCUGGGUGAAUGUUUCACCAAGGCCGGGGCACUUCUUAACGACUAUAAGAUAGCCGAAGCAUAUUAUGGCGAGUUAGAUCCUACGCUAAAACAUAAGCUGAAGGAUGAAAUAUCUAAAAUACAUGUUCAGGUAGAGAAGUUCUAUGGAGCUGCGAUGAGCGAGGACUUACGCGAAGUUGUGGAGGUGACUCACCACCAACUUCGAGACCUUCAAAGUAAAGUUGAUGAUAAAGUUGAGCAGCGCAUAGAACAUAUGAAAAAGCAGCUAGAGAGUAAAUUUAGAGUUGAUAUUCAGACGCCGAUCACCAACGUGAAUGAGAGGCUGCGAAGUGUCAAUGGUGACUUGGACAAGUGGAUAGCUGUGGCCGAGGGAAUGAUUCAGACGGCUAUAAAGAAGUGUGAUGCCAUAUUGUUGAGAGUUGAUAAAAACAAAAGGCCAGCGAUUUACAAUAGCGCCUUAACCUUAAAAGAUGAAGCCAUUAAACUGCGUAAGGCGGCGUCUGCGGCCAGAGAUGCUGUUAUGGAAAAAGUUAAACAAGCGCUUUCGCAGGUUCUAGUUUUGGACAGGGCGGUGAAAGAUAGUUUGGGACAGGUGAAAAUUCGGGUUCAGAGUGAGAUUGGGGGAUACGUUGAAAAGUAUGUUAAAGCAGUGAAGGAUGAGGUUAAUAAGAUUACGAAUCAAGAUGGUUUGGAGGGUGUUAGAAUAAGGAUCGUGGAUAAGUGGGCUAGGGAUUUCAAAGAUCUGGAGACGUUUGGGACUAAAGUGGAGGGAUGGAUUGAAAAUAUUAUCAAGGAGGAGAAUGAAUACGUGAUAGAUAGGUUGAAGGCGUACGUUACGGGUAAUACUGCAUUGGCAUCGCUGUAUAACGAGGCCGGGAAAAAUGCUAUUGAUGAAGAUCUUACUAAGGUAAUCGCCAAACAGAUUGUUGCGAAGAUUAAGGUUGGUGUUAUCGAUCAUGCGAGUCAAGCGGUUAAAGGGAUGAUCGAUUCUAACACCGUGCAAAACAAUAUUGAAGCUGUUGUGUUCGGUUUGGGGGAAUUCUCCAGCGGUAUUGAUGAGAAAUUUGCCUCAAAGGAAAUUGGUGCUCUUGCCGGAAAAAUGGCCGGAGAUAUUGAAGGUGUUAUUUUGAAUCCAGGAUCGUCUUCCGGGACUACCAAGUUAUAUAUACUCCAAGAAGCCAUGAAGAGAAUACUAAUUGUCCUCUCCAUCUCUGCCAGACAGGUUGCUGCCGAACUCGGAUCUUUUACUGGAGCCGAAAAGCCUAAGGCGGGCAUGAAUGUGGACGCUGCUUCCAGUACGGCGACAAAGCUAUUCAACAAUCUUCGCCUGGCGCUUCUUAAAUCGAGCGAUCCCGGCGACGAGUACAAUUCUACCAAGCCCUUUAAGUCCGCGUCUCAACCGGAGGAACAGCUUAAAGCCAACAUUGCAAAGACGAUGAGUGACACACUGACUACAGAGAUCGGGGCGGAUGAUGAGGGUGGAGUCAAGCUUGAAGGUGUUCCGAAAUUCACCACCUACCUUGGCAUCUUAAAUACAUCUGGCAUAAAGCAGACAAAAGGUCAACUCACCGGCGAGGCGGACGAAGGCUCUUUUCCCCCGGUGAUCAAGAACAUUGAAACGACGGGUUUAAUAGAGCUUACGUCCGGUGACCUACCAAACAUCCUGAAGGCAGAUACAAUCUUCGAGAACCCCUUCACCGCAAUUGAGCAACAGCUCAAGCAACUGGCCAACUUGAUUAAUGCGAAUGGCGGUGAAGCCAUCGACAAAGGUGUUCACACGCUUUUGACUGAGUUAAAGGAUAUGCUCACGAAGGACUACCUAGCGGGUAAAUAUGGCUUAAGGAGUGGCCUUACCAGAAUAAAAAAUGAAAUUUGGGCGAUCCUGGGAACCACGACGCAAAAGAACAAAGAUAACCUAACAAAAAUCGUUGCCGAAGCCAAAUCAUUCCACACUCUAAUCGGCACUGAGGCAACUGAAGCCAUACAGGAGAUCAAGGCGUAUGUAAACGGCAGAGUAGCCGAAGCAACUCAGGCAAUCCAACGCGAAGCGCAGACACAAUAUCACAAAAAAAUGAGUGUAAUGUUCACCACCAUGAAAAAAGAAGUCAAUAAAGAAAUCCACGCAAUCAAUACAAAAAUCAAUGCGGAUUUAGACUCCGGCGUCAAGGGCCUGCUCAGGAAGGUGAUGGAUAAGAAAAAUAGCGGUAAAAAGUUAAAUGACUUGAAAGAUAAGGGCUCAGUAAAAGAAUUAGCAAAACCGUUAAAAGAAUAUUUCGACGAUAUUUUAGGAUACCUUUUCUACCAGGUGGGCACUGGAAAGGAUGAUAGCCCGCAUGAAAAAGUGGAUGAUGUCAAGAAGAAAUUACAUAAGUUGCUGCAUCACCUGGAAGAUGAGAAAAGAUCUAAAAAACACAACUUUGAUGAUGAAUUCUCGACACUAUUAGAUUUACUCACGGCCGCAGUUACCAACUUAACAUCCCCCAACUUCCACGGCUUCCACAACCCGCUGCUCCUCGACGCCCUCAAGGCCGGCAUGGAAAAAUUCACCGAUCAGCUCUCCUGCGCGUACGUGAAUAAAUACUCCGGGUGUAAGCCUACAGAGGAGUGGGUGAGACAAAAAAUUCAGGACCCCAGCAAAGUUCCAGCUUCGCCACCUGAGAUGGAGUUAACCACCGAGGGCCGCAACUGCGCCAAGGUCUGUCUGACCAUAAUGGAGGGAUUGUUUGCAGACUUCAAUACGUUGAAGAGUAAGUGUAACGGAGGAGGGGAAUGGAAUGGCAUGAGAAUUCAUUUAGGAAUGGUUGAUAAACCUAACGCAAAAUCACCAGCGAAGGGGCAGCAAAAGGAGAAAAUUAAAAAUCCGCUCGGUGAAUUUUUUGAUAAGCGUGGUUUCAAGGCGCCAGAAGAUGACAAGAAGCAGAAUGGGGAGUUGAGGUAUAAUGAGAAGUUCACAGGUCAGCAAAUUAAGACAGAAUUGCUUGACCAUACAAGAAGCGUUCCCAGCAUUCAAUGCCUUGCUGAUUGGAUGAAAGAGAAAAACAAAGUAGCUUUCAAUGUUGCACAGAGUAACACUAAUAUCUCUUUCAUCGACUUUGUUGAAUUCCUUCGCUGGCUGUUCCGAAAGUACUACAAUGUAUGUCAGCAUAUACAUAUCGAUUCUCCCAAGGCGCCGAGUAAUAUCUACCAGAUGAUGCAAUGGCUGUCUGGACUUCGGUUUAAUCCGAUGCGUAGCAAACUGGAGGCGUUCUUUAAGACAUUGUUCGAUAAGCCCAACGGGAAGAAUGACCACAGAGAAUACAAGGACAUUGAAGCUAAGCAUUUAAAACUAGAUGCCACUACACCUUUCACAGCUGACACCCUAGUUGUCCAACUCGGGCAAGUUUGUUUACGCUCGCAACUUGCACUAGUCGCAAUACUUGGUCACGGCCACGCAGGUGGCAUAUAUGCGUGCGAUUUCCGCACAAACCAAGAGAAAUUAUCGUAUCCCAGUAACGUCUCUUCCUGCUUAGAUAUGCUUGUAGACAUCUUACGUAGAGUGUUUCAACAAACAUACUUUGUAUAUAGCCUGUGUAAAAAUGGUAGUAGCCGUGGUGGGUGGCGAGACUGCCAUUAUGGCAGGUACAUCGGUGGCUCCUCAUGGCAAUGCAACAAGCUGUACUGUCCUAAGCAAGACUGCGACCAAAAGCACAACCAAACAUGUAACCAAAAGGCCGACCAAGUGGCCAACCAACACGUCAACUGUGGCAUAAAAUCACCACUUCAAUCGUUCCUCGAAGAUGGUCUCCCUGGCUUUUUGCCACACCAAUUUAAGUCACCUGGUUGCAGACUAACGUGUUCGCUUAACAAUCAUUUCGGCAUUCCAUGUAUCACGCCGAUGGGUUUUGCCGAUAUUUCCACAAUGGCGUCGCAUAGUAAGAAUGGGGAGUAUCUUACAAACGCUCUUAAUGAAUUCUGUAAUUCAGGUUCAAACCUCGCUACGUUGUGUUCUUACCUAUCGUGUAUUCUGCGUCAACCACCGCAAACUCUGGGCGAUAUGUUAGCUUUCUACUAUCAGUUCCUUAAGCACUGGAACGACAAAAAGAUUAUGCAGCAUAAGAGUGUCGCAUUUGACAAAGCUGUCAAAAUAGCCAAUUUCGGCCAGAAUUAUUCUGACCUGAAUCCAACGAUUUUGUUCGAUACCGUUUUACAUGAAAAGCAUGGAAAAUCAAACCAUGAAAAUGGAGACUUGUUCAGUCUUACAGAUUGUGAUCCCACGAUAACAUCCGGCCUACCCUGCGGCCGAUACUUGCAUCCCAUUACAUUGCAUACCCGAUCCAUGUAUUCCGAAAAGUAUGCCAGCAGUUAUCUAUCAUGGGUUACAUACAGUACGGAGACAUUCCUUGCAUUGCUCCACAACUUGUAUGAGUCGUGCAAAAAAUGCGAAACGCCAGGCACCAGAUGCUGCGAUAGAAGCUGUGCUACAGAUUGCAAAGUUAAAUAUGCUGAUGCAACUGGAACUUCAAAGAUCCCAUCUACAGGUGACAAGCAUAAUGAAAAAUGCAACUCCAUCGUCAAAUGUCCGGAUAUGCAUCCGACACUGUACAGCCCUCUGGUCGCUGUCGCUCCUGUACCUGCUGCACAUCACCGUCGUCCGCCUCGACGUGUUGAGGAUACGCUCCCACCUGAGAUCACCCGCAAGCCACCGCAUCGCCGCGCAGUCGCUCCUCGCAGCGGCGCGCAUCAACUCACUUGGGAAGUUGAGAUACUUCUCACCGUGAUAAUGUUCCUCUACAACUUUCUCGCUCACCCAGCCCACAUAACCCACCUAACCACAACUCACCGCGUAAUGUAG